AUGUCUCAGCGGCGGGUGCUGGCGGUCAACCACGUCGUCGAGCUCCUUGUCCUUCGGGCAAGCGGCGCGUCGCGCGAGGCGCUGCAGCGGGUGAUGCCGGAGCGGAGGGGCGCCGUGGUCGCCGCUGAGGACGUCUCGCACGCCGGCCGCGACGAGGAGGCGAGACGCGCAGGCUUCGAUUGGGCCGUCAAGAUCGGCAGCUUCAUCGCGUAG
This is a messenger RNA of Emiliania huxleyi CCMP1516, 213 nucleotides long. RefSeq lists its product as hypothetical. Bases 1 to 213 code for a protein of 70 amino acids. The transcript has 4 exons. Lineage: Eukaryota; Haptophyta; Isochrysidales; Noelaerhabdaceae. The record is from RefSeq and is a predicted model, not a curated record.